Rana temporaria (common frog) is the source of this 1049-nucleotide messenger RNA. RefSeq names its product coiled-coil domain containing 43 (gene CCDC43). The coding region runs from base 45 to 695 and encodes 216 amino acids. NCBI's taxonomy places the organism in Eukaryota, Metazoa, Chordata, Amphibia, Anura, Ranidae. The transcript is spliced from 5 exons. The record is from RefSeq and is a predicted model, not a curated record.
CCCCGCCCCUCUCCUCGGGGAAGGAGCCCAGCCCGGCUGGAAAGAUGGCGGCGCCCAGCGAGCAGGUGGUGGCCGGGGAUUUCGGCUCCUGGCUGGAUUGCAGGCUGGAGGCGCUGGGCAUGGACCCGGAGGUGUACCCGGCCUACAUCCAGGGGGUGCUGAGGGAGGAGGAUAACCCGGAGGAGAGGGACGAGGCGCUCAGAGGGAUCCUGGCCGCCUUCCUGGAGGAAGAUUCCAUAGAAGAUGUGUGCCUAGAAAUUAUUACUAAGUGGAGUGAAGCACAGAAAUUGGAGCUGGCACAGGCAAAGCAGGAAGAUGAGGUGGAAGCUCUUACCAGCAUGAUGGGGAAGCAAGCCCAGAUUGUGGUCAAGCCCAAAGAGGUGUCAGAAGGGGAGCAGCGAAGAAAAGCCGCCUUGCUGGCCCAGUAUGCCAAUGUGACAGAUGACGAGGAUGAAGAUGAGGCUGAAGUUGUUACUAGUUCAAUGGGCGCCCACAACGCUGAAAAAUCAUUAUUCAAGAACACCAAUUUAGAAGACAUAGUCAAUGCAAAGAAGCAGGAACGUGAUACAAUGCGGGAGGCUUCCCAGAAGAAAAAAGAACAAGAUAAACAACAACGGGAGAAGGACAAACAAGCCAAAGUGGACCGUAAAGAUAAAGAGAAGAAACGCACACAAAAAGGGGAACGUAAACGAUAAGGUGGAUUCACACAGACUUUGUCACGGGCUGGUUGAGUGGUUGUGGUUUUGUACACAACCUCUACAAUGAUAUUUUUCUGGAGCACCUCAGAUCUGAGUUUCUCUCCUCUGAUGCUGAACAUUUAUUAACCGAAGUUGCCAAAUUAUUACAAGUUACAUCUGAAUACAGGAGCAAGCUGGGAAGAACCAAUUGUGGGAAAGAUGUGAAAAAAGAAAUGUUAUCUCAACCUACAGGACCAUGAAACAUGAACAGUGGGUUGGCAUACUCAAUGGUGGGGCUCCUUUUUUUCUGCACUGACAAUAUAUUUAUAAAUUUGUAAAUUAUCUCAAAUAAAACACUGCCCGAAACACUGA